This is a messenger RNA of Haliotis rubra (blacklip abalone), 1303 nucleotides long. RefSeq lists its product as uncharacterized. The coding region runs from base 1 to 1125 and encodes 374 amino acids. The transcript has 5 exons. Lineage: Eukaryota; Metazoa; Mollusca; Gastropoda; Lepetellida; Haliotidae. The record is from RefSeq and is a predicted model, not a curated record.
AUGAACAGCACUCUGCCUUUCAUUGCAGAUCCCUCACAAGUGGAUUCCACGUGUCCGGGCGGAGCUGGUCACCUUGAAACAGAGUACACCAUUGUAGUUGACAGAAGCAACUAUACAGGCUUCGUGUGGGUUCGACCUGAUGGCCGAUACGUCGUCACCUGCAACCCCGGCUGCAGCCCUACUGCAGGAUACAGAGCAACGAUGAACACCACAAACUCCACGCUUACUAUUGAGAAUAUUAGAGCUGCAGAUGCUGGUACAUGGAAGAUCGUGGAUGCAAAAGUAGUGGAUGCCACUCCUGUCGAAGUGUGUCAACUGACGGCAGUCGAUAUCCCACAGUGCAGCAUCAGCAGUGACGAGGACACCGACUCCCUGGAACCUGGAACACAGCUGACUCUGACGGUGGACAUUACAGGCUACUACUGUUCUGUGGAGACUGGCUUUGAUCUCACUACUAGUGAUGUGACUGAAGAGUUGGGGAUAAGACACAACGUCAGUGUUGUAACAGACUUAACCAUCAACACGACCUUCAGUGUAGACAUCACACGAUUAGGUGAUGUAACACUGGACUUUACAUGUGACGGACGGCGUCCUCUGACUUGUGGAGGGGUGAAGAGGCUACAGAAAAGUCCACCUCAGUGUACCAUCACGAGUGAUAAGUACACGGCUUCUCUGGAACCUGGAACUAACCUGACUCUGGUAGUUGACAUCAAGAGCUUCUACUGUCCUCAACAAGCUAGAGUCCUCCUGACUACUGGGACCAUUACCCAGACGCUGCCACAGAACCAGACAAUGGACGAUAUCGUGGAUGUAUCCUUACAAUCAUACUUCCCCGUCACAACUGAUCGUUUUGGGGACGUCGGCGUUAGCCUCGUGUGUGGCAACAUCACAACGAUGAUUACCUGCGAUGGUGUUAACAGACUGAGUGAGGCAGCUACCAUAACAUCAACUCUAACUGAAAGAUCCCAAUCAACAGCUACUGCCGAAACACCCAACUCCAGCCCUGGAAAUACUGCACCAGAGACGUCUACAACACCAACACCACCAACGGUGGACAGCGUGUCCCCCCUGGAGAUCCAGACAACACUACGGGCCUCGCAGUCGGAUUGUCUGUCGUGGGUGUGAUUGUGAUCAUUAUCAUAGUUCUAGUGCGCUAUCGUAGAAGGGUCGGUGAGUACUUCUUAUCAAGACGGCAAAAUAUGCACGUCGCUCAAUUACAAGACGAAGAAGCGCCAAAAGAAAAACACACCACAGUAAGCUAAAAAUUAGGAACACUUCCCGGACUAUUCAUGUAGGUCGCAAA